CCUUGUCGGUCAACGUCAACAUUUGCCAGUUGCCCUCCUGCCCCGAUGAAUUCAGACAUACGCUACCAAAGUGAAUUGCAUUCUUUUAUUAUUGCUUUGCUUGUUCAUUCUGCAAUAGUUCCUUCCGAUUACAGAACGGAAAGAAAAAAGAAUGGUGAAAAAUGGGCAGAUAUAGUAUGUUGUGUGCAAAUUCAGAAUGAAUGGCUUUGAAUCUGUGUUGUCUGGAAGAGUAAAGGGAAUGAGAAAAAUGGUACACAAACAUGGGAAAUCAACUGCUUUUAGUUGCAAUGCAAGAAGCAAGUGUUCCUUGUCUGCUAUAAUCUGGAGUUUGGCGGCAUGGAUACUAUUGGUUCAUGCUUACAAUACUUUAACUCCAUCGAAUUUUAAUAGAGAAAAAUCUCCAAUGCAAGGAAACCAUAACCAUCUUUCCAUAUAUAGAGAGUAUGAAGAGAUAGAGGACAGGGGUUUUGAAGUCAGACAGAGGGGCAAAAAAUUUGUCUCCCCAUCAGGAAAGCAACGAGGGAGAAGAUACACCCCAAUAGAUGAUUUUCUUGAUGUUACAUCUCAAAGGAGGUCCCUUUACUUCCCAGAGAAAAGUCUUGCUGUGAAUCCUUUGAAAACCGAUAAGGACAUGCACUACUUUUAUCCUGGCAGAGAAUGGUGUGACACAGAAGGUAGGCCCAUACAGGCACAUGGAGGAGGCAUUCUCUUUGUUGAAGAAACUCAGACAUUCUAUUGGUAUGGAGAGAAUAAGGAUGGCCGAACCUACCAUAUUCACAGAAAAAGCACUGCUCGCGUGGAUAUUAUAGGUGUUAGUUGCUACUCAUCAAAGAAUCUGUGGGCAUGGAAGAAUGAGGGCAUAGUUCUACCAGGCGAGAGAGAUAAUAAGACACAUGACCUGUAUGUCAGCAAUGUGCUUGAGAGACCAAAGGUGAUUUAUAAUGAUCGCACUAAACAGUAUGUAAUGUGGAUGCACAUUGACAUUGCUAACUAUUCCAAAGCUUCUGUUGGUGUGGCAGUCAGUUCUUCUCCUACAGGUCCGUUCCAUUAUCUUGGCAGCAAAAGGCCACAUGGUUUUGAUAGUAGAGAUAUGACAGUAUUCAAAGAUGAUAAUGGUGAAGCAUAUAUAGUUUACUCAUCAGAAGACAACAGUGAAUUGCAUAUUGGGCAAUUGACGGAAGACUACUUGGAUGUCACUAGAAUCAUGCGGAGGAAUUUAGUUGGAGAGCAUAGAGAAGCUCCUGCGGUUUUUAAGCAUAGGGGAUUAUAUUAUAUGAUAACUUCUGGCUGUACUGGCUGGGCCCCAAAUGCAGCUUUGGCUCAUUCUGCAGAGUCCAUGCUAGGACAAUGGGAAACUUUGGGAAAUCCAUGCAUGGGUGGCAAUGAAGAUUUCAGAGUUACAACAUUUUUUGCGCAAGGUACAUUUGUUGUACCUCUGCCUGGAGUGCCUGAUACUUUCAUAUUCAUGGCAGAUCGGUGGAACCCAGCUGAUCUAAGAGAUUCUCGUUAUGUCUGGUUGCCUCUCACAAUGGAUGGGCCAGCAGAUGAGCCACUAGAAGAUGAUUUUGAGUUUCCUCUUUGGUCAAGAGUGUCUAUUUAUUGGCAUAAAAAAUGGAGGCUUCCAGAAGAAUGGAGAUUGCCGCUUGCUCAAUCAAAGCAGUGAGUCAGAGAGAGAAUGUAUUCUAAUAACAAUAAUUGAAUCUUUGUAUCCAUAGGCUUAAUGCAAUGCCUAGUAUGUUCAUAUUCGACAAAUUCCACUUCCAUCGGUAGUCAUAAGUAAUAGCAUUUUUUUUUGGGAAAGUAGUUAGGAAUCGUAGAGAAAAGUUCAGUUUCACGCUUUGCAUUCAAAGUAUUAAGUCAGAAAAAUCUGUAUUCUAAUAACAAUAUUUGAAUCUUUGUAGUCAUAGGCUACUAUGCUCAUAUUCUACAAAUUUCGCUUCCAAUAGUA
Cryptomeria japonica (Japanese cedar) is the source of this 1948-nucleotide messenger RNA. RefSeq lists its product as uncharacterized. Gene Ontology annotation, molecular function: hydrolase activity, hydrolyzing O-glycosyl compounds. Bases 197 to 1663 code for a protein of 488 amino acids. The record is from RefSeq and is a predicted model, not a curated record. NCBI's taxonomy places the organism in Eukaryota, Viridiplantae, Streptophyta, Pinopsida, Cupressales, Cupressaceae. Gene Ontology annotation, biological process: carbohydrate metabolic process. The transcript is spliced from 3 exons.